AUGUAUUCCAAGUCUGUGGCUCAAUCACCAUGUGAAAAAAGGUGCAACUGUUGGGAGGAAUUUAAAUUUGUGAACUGCUCCCGUGCUGCUUAUAACUACAUUCCUCGUGAUAUUCCUUUAUUCGCAGAGUACUUUGAUCUAUCCAAAAACAAUCUCACAGUAAUUUCUAGGGGGGCUUUCAGAUCCCUUUGGAAGCUGAAGGUGCUGUUAAUUAAUGACAACAACAUCGAUUUCGUUGGGGAUGGUGCUUUUUCUUGCCUUGAAAGUCUCCAGAGAUUGGAUCUCAGCCGCAACAAGAUCUCCAUUAUUACUAGUGGAUUUUCCACUGGCCUGGGUUCCCUGAGGGAGCUACAUCUGUCAGAAAAUAAGCUGAGGUCCUUAGGCAGCAGGAGCCUUCAACAGCUGGACAACCUGCAGAAGCUCUACUUGAACAACAACAGCAUUAGCUUCAUUGAGAACAGAGCCUUUAGUCGCAUGACCUGUCUCAGGAAGCUACACCUUGGGGAGAACAAGCUGAUAACCCUUAACAAUGGCAUUUUUUCCAUGUUAAAAUCACUGGAGGUUCUCAUCCUGGAAGGAAAUGCAAUCAAUUCAACUGAACUUAAUGUUUUCACACCCUUAAACAGCUUAGUCAUACUAAACUUAGUCCAUAACAAUUUGAAGACUGUCAAGGUCAAGGCUUUCCUCAGCAUUCAUACCUUUGGGACUCACAUUUUAUUGGCAGGCAACCACUGGCACUGUGACUGUGAUCUCCAGCGCAUCUUCAGGAAACUACGUAGUGUGCAGAAGCUCUUUUUGGAUGAUUACUUCAACUUGACGUGCAAAGAGCCACGUGAGCUUAAUGGCUACAGGCUUGUAGAAGUAGACAAUGAGCUAUGCAUCGGGGAGACAGUAACAGUCCUGAUCAUCACCUUCACUGUUCUAAUCACUGUGGUGGCAGCCAUUGUAAUGGCAGAAAGGAAAAGGAAGAAACAUACUGGCAAGCAUUGGAGUGAAGAUAGUGACAUCAGCUAUGAUUCUCAGAACUAG
Lepisosteus oculatus (spotted gar) is the source of this 1029-nucleotide messenger RNA. RefSeq names its product leucine-rich repeat-containing protein 4-like. Gene Ontology annotation, cellular component: plasma membrane. The record is from RefSeq and is a predicted model, not a curated record. Gene Ontology annotation, molecular function: protein binding. NCBI's taxonomy places the organism in Eukaryota, Metazoa, Chordata, Actinopteri, Semionotiformes, Lepisosteidae.